UUAACAUGGCGGAACAGUUGUAGCAACUGAGAAGGCCGGGGGUCGUCAAGUUAAAUUUUUUACGAUUUUCCUGCUCAGGGAAAACAAUGGAUGAAUAUCUGAUAAAGCCUCAAGGUUUUUCCUUACUAACAAGAGGUUUGCGGCAUAUUAUGUUCACGGUGAGUGCUGUUUAGCGAAUAAUUGGCUUGAUAAUAAAAUUCUUUAAUCGUGGCAAUCAACGAGCUAAAUUUUGUAAGUAAGUAAACAAAUGAACACAGCCUUCUUCAUUCAAUAUGCUUGCUUUGUCAAAGCUAUGUGCGAGGUUUUCUCUCUUGGUGGUAUUGUCUAGGAAAACACCUCCAAAUAAGCUAGUACACUGCUUUUGAAAGGUUCGGUUAAUUAAAUGAGAUUUGCGUGUCAAAUUGAAUGUUCACUUGAUGAUAUUAUGAUUAACCAUGAAUAUGGAAUACGAUUCUUUUUUAAAAAACCCUGUCACUCCUACAGAUCGAGUGUUAUUAUUAGUUGCUCCAACUUUUUAAUCUGUGAACGAAAGCCUAUGGUGCUAAUAUUCAAUAAUCACUAAAACCUGUUUUGCAUGUGAUAGGAGUAUUUCUUUCUUAAACUUAUAAGGAUUUGGUGAAUUUUAGUACACAAUACAAUACAGUACCCUUUAUUUAACGUGGUCAAUGUUCUUAGCUUAUUAGCUACUUUACAGACAUGCCACGAAAAAUAAAUAAAUAAACUACAAAUAAUAAUAGAAAGAGAAGAUUUCUCAUAAAAACCUAUAUAAAAAUAUAAAUAUUGGAAGUAGGAAAAAAAAUACACUUUCAUCUCGACAAGCCUGUUUCGUGAUCGCUCACCCUUCAGGGGAUUUCCAAUAUUUAGAUCACGCUCUACUUUAACGUAUCAAGCACUCUACUACGGAAAAAUCGAAACACAGACUUCCUAUAUAAAAAUAUAUAUAUACAGUUAAAAAUUAUUAAAACUAUGAGUAGAUCACGAGAUGAUUACAUAAUGAUGUUAAAACUAAGCGAAAUGUAUUUACAUGUAUUUGCGUGAUUAAAAUGUAAAAUUUGAGAAAUCCAACUUACACAUUAAGUUCUUAAAUGUUCCGAUAUUAUUAGCGGCACGAAACUGAUCCGGAAGAGCGUUCCAAAUCUUAGCUGCAGUAUAAUGCCAAGAUUUAAGUCCAUAGGUGGUAGUGAAAAAGUUCGCAUUUUUGCAACCUCCCUAGUUUUGAGGCUGUUGUUGUUUUGAGGCUGUUGGGACAGUCAUCGUAAGUUAAGUUAAAUAGAUGUGUUGUAGUUGAUUUUUUAUCUCAGGUAAUUUUUCUUUUUCUUUUGUUUCUUCUUUAUAUAGCAUACAUUACCAUACCCAAAAACAAAAUAAAAAUAAAAAUUACCUGAGAUAAAAAGUUAAGUACAACAGAUGCCUUGAAUCAUGUUGAAUUCAAGAAUACUGCAAAAUUGAAAUAAAUAAUUGUUGUUGUUGUAUGGUCAUCCUGAUGCUGAAAGGUCUAGCAAGCUGAUGCAGGAUGGAUGCCAAUGAUGCACCCCUUCUCUUUACCAUUGAGAUCUAUGGAGCAAAUUUUGUCACUCCUGGACGGUACUUCCUUAUACUGAAAAUAACUGGAAGUAAAGUUAAUCCCCGAGCAUUGAAGCUCUAUGUAGGAGAUUCUAAAGUUCCACUGAAUGAUAAUGAGUUUACUACUGAUGCGUGUCUAGAGGAUGGGGAUCCUGAAACUUUGGCAACAUUCACAGACUCAGUGAUCUCAUUUUGGGUGCCACAAGGUAAUUUUGUAACUUAUUUGUUAACUGUUAAACUGAAAUAGUUCACUUAAUGUUAGUCCCUCAGUAGUCAAUUUUUAUUGAUAAAAAUCGGUAAAUCUGAUUUGAUUGAUACCGAUUGUAUUAAUCAAUUGGUAGAAAUUGAUAACACGCUCAUUUUGCUGAUCAAUUUAUCUUGAUUUUUACCUAUUUCAGUGAUUUAUAUCGGAAGAUACAGCUGUUCAUUUGUUCAUCAUAAAAUGAAAACUGAAUUCAUGCAAACAGUAAAUUAGUUGACAAUUGAGUUGUAAGUGAGUUCGAAGGAUCAAACAAUUAUCUCUUUUUAAAAAAGUCUUCAAAAAAAUCUUAUCUUUUCUUUAAAAAGCCAAGUUUAAAUCUUCUUCUGAUGGCUGAUAAUGGCCAGGUUCGUAGGUGCAUAGUUUUUCAUGGUUUAGAUCUGCCACCCUUUCAAAAUAAUGUCGGUGUAAUUCUGGGUCUAGUUAAAUCCUGGAGUAGCCAAUAGCUAAAAAUCGAAAUCGAUAAAAGUGAUUUUUAUCAAUCGAUAAUAUGGAAACGGUGAAAAUCUAUCAAGGGAAAUCUUUUAGCCUGAAUUCCAGACAUCCCUUCAACUCCAGGGGAUGUCUGAAAUUCAGGUUAGGAAAUCUUUGUCUAAGGUUGUAUUUCUCAUGCUACUUGCCUGCGAUAGCUGAAUGCAAGUAAACCAAACUGUUAAUUUUUGUUAUUAUGUACAAAAUAAAGGGCCUCUGAGAGAAACUUGCGUGUAAUAUUUUCCACUUUUCUUGUUUUAAUGUUUGUUGAUAAGUUGUUAACUGUACGUUAUGUGUUUUCUCAGCUGUUCUAUCUAACUUAAAAGCAGCAAUGGUGGACUUCUUUUAUAAAUCAUUCAAACCAUGAAAAGUCAAUAAUAUUGAUUUGACACAGCAAUUUAGUUUAUCGAUUUUCACCAAUUUUCAUUAUCAAUCUUAAAUUCAUGUCAAAAACCCAUUAUAUCAAUACACAACAAGGUUCCACUGGAAACACUGACGAUUCCGCUGGACUUCUUCUUUUCUAUUCAUGGGAGACUUAAAAUAUCAAUCAUGUUGUGUAGUGUGCUUGUCCAGUCAUGACUAAGAGAACCAGGUCAUAUUUAUAUAAUACAUCUGUAGGGUGCUUGUCCUGGAUUAUGGCUUAAUGAAGUUUUUUAUGUCAUGACUUCCAGUGAAGUCCAGUGGACUCUUGUUGCCGAUGACAGGACUAGAAGGGUACAUUAAACAUUUUUGAAGAUCAGUAAAAUGACUUGAACAAAGAUAUAUUUUUUCAUGUAUAGGUAAAUAUAAAAUGUUAUUGGUUGUUUGCCUGAGUCUGUGAUUUCAUAUUUUUUGUCAGAGAGUGCUGAUGGAGACAUUAAACUUCUUGUGGAAGCAUUUCAGCUUCCAGAGAAUCCCUUACAUGAAGGAGACAAGUAUGGUGAGGCUGUGUUUGAUGUUUUCCCAAGAAAAGGCACUCUCUUCUCUGCAGUGCGACAAAAAACACCAUCAUCUAGAGAUUCCCAGGAAUUGUAUCAGUUUGAGACAAAUAUGACAUUAAGUCAAGUUGUGACGAAUGAAGGGUUCAGUGCAAAUGCUGGUGUCAUAAGAGCUGCUGUAAGUUUGAAGCAAGACCAACCUAAACAAGAAGGUGAGAUAUAUAUACACCUUACUUGAGGCCCUUUUAGCCGGGGGUGGAGGGAGGGGUUGGGGUACAUACCGUAAAAUUCCGAAAAUAAGCCCCUCCAUGUAUAAGCCCCUCCAAAUAUACUAUAUGGCUAGCCCGAUCGAUUUUGAAACGCAAAUUUCCCUCCAUAGAUAAGCCCCUCCAAAAAUAAGCCCCUCAUAAAGGGCCUUUGAAAAAUAUAAGCCCCGCGGCUUAUUCUCGGAAUUUUACGGUAUAUCCUUAGUCUGAAUUUCAAAUAUAUAGUCAUUUCACAUUUUGAGGUGUAGGCCAUGUCCCUGUCAGUGUUUAACCCAUCUUUAUGUUGUUUAUCACCAAUUCAUUUAGUCUUAAGCUGCUUGUCGGAAUUUCACCCCAAUGGGACCUUAUACUUGUAACAGAAUUAUGGGUACAUGCUGCAUGUUGCUGUUAUUGUGUCUGUUGCGAUUAACUGUUUUAUGCUAGUGUUUGUUUUGAUGUGUCAUGUGUAUUGCAUUUCUGCAGCGAUGUUAUUUUUUUUUCCCUUUCUAUCAGUGCUUUAUAAUGAUACCCAGGAAAGGUAACAAUAGUUAAAGCAAAUUAAAGGUCUGAACAACUGAAAAAAAAGUUUUUGAGGAGCUUAUAAAAAGGGAAAUUAGUUUUCUCUGCAUUUGAUAUAUAUAUGUAGUGGCUCCAUUUUAUCCUUGGUUUAAAGGUGACUUUCUUUUGUUUUUGGGUAUUAGCCAAAAUAUUUUACCCUUACUUAAGUACAGAGUUAUUUCCAUAAUUUUCAAAAGUUACCUUACUGGGACCUUGUUAUUGAACUGUUGAACUCUGAAGAUACUUAUCUUUAAUUUACCAUUGACAAAUCACAUCAUUAUUUAGAGAGUGUAUAUACUGUCAUGUAAGAAUUGAUGUCACUUGAUUAUCUAAUAUUAUUAUUAUUUCUUUUUCUUUUAGUUUUUGUUUUACAUACCUUUUGCAAUACUGUAAGUAAUAUUACAGUCAGGCAAAUAAAGGUUAUUGUUUGUUGUUGUUGUAGCAAAGAAGCAGGCAGGUAGAGAGUUAGCCAGUAUAACUGGGUCAGACCACAGAGACCCUAUUGAUGAUUCACUGCUAAACCCCUACAAUGAUUCUAGCUUGCUUAGAAAGCAGAUGAAAGCAGGAAGUUUAGCCAAUUUUUGCCCAAGAAGUGAGUUUCCAGAAGUUAACAGCAGGGAAAAACUAUUAGAUAUGGAGGGAGAUUACAUGCAAGAUACCUCUACAGGUGAUGGCAAUUUUGAAAUAGGGGGUAUUAAAUUCUGUAUGUAUAUUUAACCCUGAAUGGCACCAGUUGUUCAAAUGUUGGAUAUGUGCAUUAUAUCUAUGUAGUUCAUAAAGAUUUAACUACAACAUGCUGUAUUUACUUGAAUAAGCACCCCCCUGAUUAAGUGCCCUUCUCAAGUAACUGCUACAUUUGAAGUUUUUGGUGAUGUGCAAUGUACAACCUACUUUUACUUGUGUCCUUGUGAUGUUGUAGAUGGUGGAAAAUAGAGCAAGUUGUCUGGAGUUUUAGAUGGAGUAUACUAUUUACUGUAUACUGUCCAUUGAAAUAAUAAUUUUGUUUUUUAAUUUAAAGACAUUCUGUAAAUUUGGUUGGAUCAUUAUCAUUAGUUGCAUUGUAGAACCUCAAUAUAAUGUCAGGGCCCAAGCAAGUUUCUAGAUUGUGGGUUUUCGAAAAUGUCAAUGACACUUAUGAAACAUUCAUGUGAAUUUUGGACAAAAGAAGAGUGAUGCUUGGAACGUUUUUAUUGGAGUAGCUAGUGGCUCUAGGUUUCUCUUGCUUCAUCAGUUGCACCUGCUUUAUUCAAGCUCCCAAGUUUCUUUGUCAGUAAUACUGGUAAUGCAUUAUAUACAUGCAUUAUUGUUAUGUUAUUGUAGACAGAGAUCCUGUAGCUCAAAAACAGGAAGAUGCAGGAAGUUUAGCAAACUUUUGCCCCAGUUUAGAGUCUAGAUUUGACAUAGAGGAACAAAAAAAGAGGAAAAGAGACAUAAGAGGUAUUAUUGGACAUGGAAUACAGCUGUUGUUAAGUGGUAGAUGUGCAAUUUUUUAUGUACUUUUGCAAUGACUGCAGCUACUAAGAUCAGAAUAUUUAUUUUACAUAAUUUUUUAUAUUUUUAAAGCGCUUUUAUGCCUGUCAUGGUUGAGUUGGGCAAAGCUGAUUCAGUGCCCAAAAUUUGAGAGUGGUACAGUUACCAUCUCAUCAUUUGUUCCUAGCUGAUACAUAUACAGUAACUUAAAUGUUUUAGAGCAGUACUGUGUCCUUUCAGGGGAUAGAGUACUUGUCUUCAUCUUCAGUUAUGUAAGUGGUAGUUGUUGUCUUUCCUGCUAGGUCAAUAGCAAUAAUAUAAACAAUUACUGGAUGAGGUUGUUGUGUUAUCUGGAAUGAUCAAGGUUGAGGUAACUGUUAUCAGCCAAGCUAAAGGCUGAGGCUGAUGAUGCUUACCAAGACCUUGAUUAUUCCGGAUAUCACAAAAACAAAUCUAACACUUGUUUUAUUAUACAUUGUGUGAAGCGAUCAAGGACAAACACAGCAUCGUAUAGAACACAGUUUGACAUUGCUCUUGGAAAUCCUGCUUUGCAUGUGCAACCCACACAUUAGUAACUAAUCUGCUAGCAGAUAACUUUAUAGCUAAUCUGUAGAUUGCACUGAUUUGCAAGAUUAACUGAAGGCUCUUAGCCAGUGAGAAGACAGAUAUUGUGUACAAUGCACAAUAAUAAUAAUUUAUUGCAUUUAUUGUUAUCCGUUCAUUUUCUCUAUUUUAGCUAGACUAAUGUACCAGGCUAUAGUUCAGCAACAAGAGGAGGCAGGAAGUUUAGCAAACUUUUGUCCCAGUGUUGUUGUGUAUAGUGAUUCACCAGCCAAUGAAAAAGUUGAAUGUAAGGUGAAAUGGGAAGAUGAGGAGGAGGAGAAUGUCAUUUCAGUAUGUGAGUUUCUCAUAAAGCCCUCUAUGGGGAAUCUCACGAGAAGGUUGCAGAGAUGCUUUCCAUUCGUUUGCCUCAAUGAACCUAAAACUAACACCCUUUAACACAAUCACAUUAUAUGAAGUGGUGAAUAUUUUAGGAAAAAUCUGACUCUAGUUAGUUUCUUACCAUUAUUAACAGUGGCUAUUCUCCCUACUUUGAUAAUAUUAUGAAGUUUACCUCUGUUGCUUAAGAAUCUUGUGGAAGUAGAUUUAAAUCACAUAUCUGUGAUGUUAAUAGUUAUCACCAUCCUUAUCGUUCAUGCAAGUAACUUAAGUCUGCAAAUAUUGUAGGGGAGAACAACCGCAAGGAGAGUGCCAGCCUGGAACACAUUAUUUUUCCUAAUCUGGUACAGAAACAGGAAGCACAUUUAGCUAACACUUGUAAUAGUGAUGAGGGAGAUAGGGCAGAAAUUUUGGACAUAGAAAAGCAUUGCUCAGAUGAGGACGAAGAUGGAUUUGUAACAGAGAGGUUUAGAAGAGGUAACUUUGUUCAAAUGAAACCUGAGGAUUACUAGGCUAGCAAUGGCAGCCCUGUUGACCAUAGAACUGACAGCCACAGGCCAGUCAGUUGAAAUUUACAUAGAACUUCCCAGGAUAGCUGCUCUUUGGUAGAGAAACAGAAAAGGGUUUUUAUUAGAAGAGUUAGUGACAGGAAUAACAAGGAAGCUUCUUUGAUGUCUUAGCAAACAAGUAAUCUCAAAUUAAAGUGGUCAGUUUGUCUUGUAUGAUCUCAACCUUUUUACUCCAUGUGGGAACAUCUCUGUCUUAUAUCACUUCCCAAUGUCUGUUUCUACACACAAUAGAAAAAUGUUGUGAUAUUAGCUAGGUUAUUAUAAAGAAUACAUUACAUAGGAGAGAUCUCAUGUCUAUAUCAAGUUAAUUAAAUCAAUUAUGUAGCCUUAAGCUUUCACAAGAAAGAUGAUCUCAUGUAUGGAACAAAAAACUCCAUCCAUCCCUUGGCUUACAGGUAUUGUCAGGGUGAACCAGCAAAAGCCACUGGGAUGAAUUUGAUGUCAGCAGCCUUUGAUUUGGUUAAUCUAUUAAACAAGUCAGGCAAAGCUGAUGUAAUAAGGGCUAAAACAGAUGUGAAUUGCCUUUGGUGUCAUUCACUUCACCACUCUGAUAACUCUCCUCGAUCAAGUGGAUAGUGCUCUUUACACAUGUUGGAUAUCUUUAGCAGAAAGAAGGUCAAAUCAAACCUCAUUUUCUUUCUUUCAACUUCUUGCAAAGAUAAGCAAAAGUUGCUGUUAGUUUACACCCAAAGUCUUGUGUUAAAUGCAAGCUGCAGUGUUCUAAGUUGCUCUUGGGAUGAUUUUAAAACAACGUUUUCUCAAUCAUUUGAGGUUAAUUUUUGUCCCAUCAGAACCAGAGGAAGACCCUGCGAGGGAGCCGGAGUAUGUCAAGCCAAAGUUACUUCCAGUUCCCGGUGACCCUGGGCCAGGGCCUUCAUCAGCUUCAGAUGCCUCAACAGCCAUCAGAACAGUAAGUACUUUCCUGAACUGCCACAACAUUGGCACUAGUUUUGUUUUUCAGUUCAGAAACAUGCACUGAAUUUGCACUACUGUUGAACCGCUGCUAUGGACAUACCUGCAAUAAGUGGACACUGAUCCAUGGUCCUAACAAUAUUUUGAUGUACAGACAUUGCAUAUCAGACCUCUGUUUGACAAAGUUUUUAGCUGUAAGAUUGACCACUGAUAGCUCAAAGUUGACUGUAACCACUAGUAGGGACUGUAUAAAAUUAAGGGAACAUAAAGAAAGCAAUCAGUUUAGUGAGCUAGUUAACAACUCUCGUGCUUAUUUCUAAAUUUGUUUGCUGUCUUUGCACAACUACAACUUUAAAUGGCCAAUUUUUAAGUGUACGUGAUGGGAGCAGCAAGGCAAUAAAUUCCACCACCUCUGUCUGAACUUGGGUGUGGUCUCUUCAGCUCCAAACUUAAUUCCCUUUUUUUAAGUAAGUGGGCAACUUGGCAUAAUUGCGAAAAAGUUUGGAGGGGUGCAAAAUCCAUUUGUCCACAACUUUUCCAUUUUCUUGCCUUACCUGAUGAUCACUUCCUCUUGGCAAAUAUGUAAUUUGGGGUGACUGCGAACAAAAAGUGCUGAACUGGUGGUGUUAUAGACUGUAAAACAUUUUGUUUUCCUCAAAAUUGGUUUUGAAGAAGACUGUGUGAGAUUUUCACCCACAUUUCAGAAAACAGUAUUCUGGCCUUGAGAGUAUUUGACAGGAAUUUGGUAAAAUAGCCUGCCAUAGAACUUUAACUUGCCAAAAAUAAGAACUCCAUUCAUAGUUGGGUGGUACUGUUUAAUCAGGGCUGUCACUAAAAUUUGUCAGGUAUAUAAGUUGCCAGGUAUAUAUUGGCGGGGAAUUGAAUGGCUAGGAAGUUCUUUUGUUUCUAUGAAAGUAGCCAGGGGAAAAGCUCAUAGUAGCUGGGGGAAAAGCUCAUAGAAGCCAGGGGAAAUCCCUGGCCUCUAGCCCUAAGGGACAAUCCUGUUAUAUAAUACUCUCAUUAUUCCCUUUUACAUAGAUUCAAGAAACUGCCCUUGGUUCUAAUAUAAACAGCAUACCUGUGCAGCAUCUUUGUGGAAGCUACUUAGCAAGGGAAGGAUAUUGUGAAGUGGUAGUUCUUGCUCAUGGUGCUCUUGGAUUGCCAAUGAAAUCAGACGGAAGACCUCCUCAACCUUAUAUUGCAGGGUAUGUGAAGAGAAGCAUAAGACUGGCGCAUGAAUUUGGGUGAUUUUCACAUCUCUUGGAAUUUUGUCUUCCCAGCUUUGGAAACUGUUGCAUGUUUGGGUGACAGAAAAAUUUAAUUUCAUAUUUAAUGUAAAAAAGUCAUCUCUGCUCCAUGAAAUAGCAGGGAAAAAGUGUUAAUGUUAUGGUCAAAUAGCUGCUGGUUUACUUGUGAUAGAAUUUGGCCAACACACAAUGACAUAUUCAGGUUCUAUUAUACAGGAAUGGCUAACUGUGUCCGAUUGGCUGCGUGGUUGCGUGAAGCUAACCUUAACAUAUAGCUCUUCCUAUAGAGGCAAAGACUUCACUUAGAUGACAAACCUGUACACAUGUACAUACACUAAUGUUUGUAAAAUGAGUAUAAAGUUGAGUUACUUAUUUACAGGAAGUCUGGAGUUACUACAUGUGUACCUGUGCAGAAUAUUGUAGUAGUAUAUCAAGACAAAAUUUGUCAAUGUGAUACCGUGGUGAAAUAAAGAUUAUGAUGAUGAUGAUGCCAUGUUUGUACCUUUACAGGAACUCUGGAAUUACUACAUGUGUACUUUUACAAAACAUUGUGGUAGUAUAUCGAGACAUGUUUGUAACUCUUUACCGGAAGUCUGGAAUUACAAUAUGUGUAGCUCUACAACACAUUGUAGUAGUAUAUCGAGACAUAUUUUUACCUUUUUACAGGAAGUCUGGAAAAGCUGAGGCUCAGAAUCAAAUGGGACAGUCUGUCACUCAUGCCUCUAUUCAGCCAACUCAGUCACCAUCUUGGGAAGAAAUACUGUUAGUUGAAUUCAGAGAGGAGAAUUCCAAAGAUGAAGGUUGGUUGAGUGGUAAAUUCUAUUCAUUUUUAUGUAAUACUGCCCACGUGCCUUCGUCCUUAAGUCAUAAACCAUUUGAAGAGCACGAGAAAACUCAUAAAGAGAUCAAACUCUCUGAGCGAGACUCUCAGCUCUUAAAAGUACGGUAAAACAGGCUAGAAAAACGUGCAACUUGUUUUGCAACAUUGCUAGAAAAUGAGUUGAAAAGUGAUGUUGCGUGUUUUACCACCUAGAUUUGUUGCAAGACAGGUUUGAUUCGUGGGUUGUAAAACGCGGAACAUCGCUAUUCAACUUGUGUAGCAGCAAUGUUGCAAAACAAGUUGCACGUUUUUGUUGGCCGUUUUUCGGUAGCUUAAGACUCUUGUCUCGCGGUAAGACUCUGGUCUUGCGAGAAUCAAGACAAAACUGUUUACCGCAUGCGAUAAGCACUCUUUUUAUGAUGAGUUUUUCACUUUGCUCUUUUACAGUUUUAAUCCUGCUGUUAGCUGACCACCCAAGCAAAGAGUUACUUACAGAGUACACAGUUCCGCUUGCUCAUUUGAAGCCCUUUCAUCAGUAUCAUCUGGAGCUAGUUCAGGUAUCCAUCUUUAUUACAUACAUACUGAGAAAUACUCACCAAAAAGCUAUGUCGUAAAUUUUCUUAUAACAUAUCUGAGAUAGUACUCUCCUUCGGCCCGUGACAUCUCACGUGGAUGAAUUCUCUGGUAAACCAAUAGAAAGAGCGGUGUAUUGUUUUUAAAAUACACCACCUUAGUGUACACACAUCCGUUGAGCCCUAACAGAGACCAUUCUUGUAUUUUAACAAAAAUGGGCUGUUGGCUCAAUCCUAUGAAUCAGUGUCUUGGUUACGUUUUUGAUUCGCGUUUUUUUUCUGCUGAGAAGAAAGAUUUAAUUAAUAUUAUUUCCUUGAUUUUUUGUAUCCUUAAUGAAGAAGGGUGGGACUUUAAGAAAACAGUAUUGAUUGUCUUGUUGCUAUGAAAACGUUUGAGAUACCAGUAUAUAUCUAGAACCUCCUGUUUACAAAAAAUGUAAAUAAUUUUGAAAUCCUACGACAGGUUCUUUCCUUACUUCGUUAAAUAAGCACUGGAGCCCUCUAGUUUUUUCUCUGCAAAUUUGGUGAAGUUUGAAGAUAAUCUCGACCAUACAACUCGUUGCACAAAAAGCUGGUCAAACUAAUUUUCAAAUGCUCUGCUAGCGCAUUUGUGUUAGUUGACCCAUAAUUAGGGGAAGAGUGCAGCCAGACUAUCUCCUAUCUGAAAACUUGAUGAUAUAACUGUAAGUAAUAGGAAACCUAUGGUGGACUCGGUAACGCUACAAGAAGGACAAAUUUUCACUGAAUUUCAAUUACUUGUUUUCUCAGUUAUCUUUUACAGCUUUACUCUUUACUUUACCCUGAAGCUCGGUCAGUUUGUCCGAACUGCAGUGACCCGAGGUGACUUAUUUUACAUUUUUCCGGCUUUCAGCCCAAUCCAGAACUUAGCGGUGACAUUAGAUUAUACAUCACCUUGAUGAUGAAGAUGGACAAGUUACCGCUUCCCUCUGCAGGUUUUAAAGUCUUUGGACUGGAGGUAUGUAAUAGUCUUGUAUUGUUUUAUGAGCAUUCAACUGGCCUUUUUCAGGUGGCAGUUGUGACUGGUUUGGUGCUGCGUCAAAUUAUGGGACAGAUAUUGGGGACCAAUUUUAAGCCAGUUUCUGCAUAACCUAUUGUACUAGGCUGAUUUUGCGACAGGACGGUAACGUCAGUUGGCGACGGGAAAGCUCGCGGAAAGGACUAAACACGACUUCCGCCAUUGAUCAAACCGGUUGUUUGAUUUGCGCGCGCCGUUGUCAACUGACGUUGCUAAAUCAGCCUAUUAGCCAACCGAGAGCGCAAACGUCAGUUAAAAAAUGAAUUCGAGCUGUCUGCUGUCCACUUUUUACUGGGACUCUUUUACUGGGAUUUAUAAACCACUUAAAUACUACAUUCAUCUCAAUACUGUCUUUCAACCAGAUUUGCAAAUGUUACUUUGUACCGAAUGGUCUCCACGGUGUAUCUUUCCUUUCCCUUUCCCUCAGGUAUUGCUUCGUAGCUUGGAAGCCCCGGUCAGUAGCCAGAUGGGACCGCUUGUUGCCACAGGAAGAAUUGUAGCUGAUUGGAAGGAAUACAAGUAUAUACAGUUAACACUUUCUUAAAGCCUUGGUCUUAUCUUAUCUUAUCAUCUAGAUCUUAUCAACGUCACUGAUACGAAAAUUUAACGUUCUAAAUCUGACUAAUUUAUUGAAGAUUGGUAACAAAUUACUCCUUACUUUUGGCGCGAAAUUUCAGCGUUAAUUUGUAAUUUCACAGUGAAAUUACAAACUUGCUAUGGCAACGUUCCGUAUGUCUCAGUGCCAAGAUGGCGUCAAGGUUUUAAAAUAUUAUGAAUAAAGAUGUCAGGGCAUUAAAAGAUAGUUUGGAAAACCUAAACACACGAAAGAACGCAUCAAGAAUUAGGUAGUUUGUCGAAAAAUCAAGAAAAUUGUGAACUUGAGCCAAAAUUUGUGUUCUAAACUUUUCGAUGCGUGGAGUUCUCGAUACCGUACGAUAAACCAGUUAAAAACCGAAGAUUGUAAGCGUAAUUUGUCACGCAUGAUAUUAAUAUAGGUAGUGAAAUGGUAUACUCGUAAAAUUAGGGACUAAUGUCACUUGCGUUUUGUCCAAAUUCGUAUAAUUUCACGAUCGUUUAAAUUAUUAGAAUUUGGACAAAACGCGCGUGAAAUUAUUCCCUAAAUAUUUCACUCGUCAUCAUUUGAUUACACAUUCUUAUUUCACGCCCCAACUACGUAUACAUGUAAGUAAACUGUACAUGGUAGCUCGAGCAGAAAAAUGUCCUUGAAGUAGAUCUUCUUAUGUGCUCUUCCUUUGUCAUCGCUAGGGAAAGUAUGCUCUCAUCUCAGCCCAGACCAGCUGGAGUCACAGUAACCACAAUUGACUUUCCGUCGCCACAUCCAACUUCAUUCGCUGUAGCAGGAGCAACACCUGCACAGGGAGCCCCUCAAGUAACCACAGCUGGAACACCACAGGAACAGCCUCAGUGGAACCAGUCUUUGUUUUUCAUUGGAGAUGAAUCCAGUUUGUUCACUGUUACUUCUGCUUUGGUCAUAGAAUAUUAUCCUGCAUCACUUGGUAAGACAUCUAACAUGCAGCGAAAUAUUUCAGAAUGAUCUGAUUAAAGGAGCUCUGUCACGAAAUUCAGCCAAGUUAGGAAAUUACAAAAUGCCCGUUAAAUUAAGAGAAACAUAAAAAUAACUGCUUAAAACUUUAAAGGAAGGUUAAAAUAACAUAACAGAAACAACAAAUGCCACGGAUGGGCAAAACUGAAGAAGAUUGAAACGGAUUGAAAUUAGGGUUUUCGAAAAUUGUUCAGCCUAACAGUUUUUCAAAGUUGAUCCCUGCUGCGGGCAACUUCAAAAAUAAUGCUCAGGAGACAUAUUUAUUUGUCUCGGAUCUCUGAUUUUGUCAUAUACCUGUAAUUUCUUUGCUUACUUUAAUUUCCAUAGCGAUUGAGGGCUAGUAUUGGCGAAACUGGACUGCCGUGACACAGCCCCUUUAAGCAGCCAGCGAACGAAAUUUUCACAAUCCCUCCUAAAACAUUAGAUUAACUUUUUCAUGUACCUACUACAAACUUGAGCGAAUAAUUCAUGGCAUCGUUCCAUCUGAAUAGCAGCGUCCAUAUAGCCAAUUUUCGAGCCAAAUUCUAUACUGCUUGUGGAACCCUAAAGAAAUCAACCUUUAGUUUGAAGUUCUUUAUUGGUCCCUCUAGAGUGCGCAUGCCACCACGGACCUAAACUCAGCAAGAGAGAGGCGCCAGUGUAAAUUUGUAAUCAUUUUCUUGGUUGUUUCGCGUAGUAAAACAGUUACUGCUGCCUGCAGAAGCAAAAAGGUUACAAAAUGUGCCGCGGCAUUCUUUGCGAUGAGAAAAGAAAAAAAGAAAGAAGAUUGAAAAAGGGAAAACGUAAAAACGCGCCUGGUGGGACGAACGUUUUCUUUUGACUUAGUGGACUGUGUUGCUAUUCUGUCCUUGACGAAAUUGUUAUAUUUGUCAUGUUGUGAGCUUGAAACAAGAAAAAAUCUGAGUUUCUCACGGAACUGCUAAUGAGUUAGAUCAUAUACUAGGUUCAUGUGUGACAUGCGUCUUGCGCAAUGGCAGGAAUUGUUAAAAGCGGUGAAUAAAUGAGAAAAAUAUAUUCUUCUUUGUUACGAGGAUGGAUCUUUCAUCAGAGUAUCCAAUAAACACAGCCUCGUUCUUAGUCGUCCUCGGCUAUUUCGGGUGUGACGUCACCUGUCAAGCUUGUCGGGACACCGCCCUGAGGACGAGGCUGCAAUGAACAUUUUUUUGUUGUUUUGUUAGCGAUGAGUAGAGAUAGUUGGCAGCUGUCAAGCCCAGUUGGAUACUCUUACCAAACACUGGAUCAGUUGCUUUUAUCAAGCUUGAAGUGGGACAGCAGUAAACUUGGUCUCAGACUGGACAAUUUACCAAUUGAGGUGAGACACAAAUCAGACUGGUGGCAUGUCUAUCCAUGAACUAUUCUAGUUGAAAGUGUGAAAAUGUUAGUAGCUCCCUAGUAGCAUAUGGGUUAUGUUAUUUUAAGAGAAGUCGAAAGCUUCGAAUCAACAACGCAAUCGGAUUUUUUUUUCAAUAACAGCUUCAUCAUAGAAAGUUCUUACAAAGCCUCCAUAGGCAGAUUUUGCGAAGACAACGCAAAGUCGAAUGAAAGCGCAAAACAACGCAGAAAGGUCUGGAUCCGACUACCGGUGUUCAAUUUGCCGCUUUGCAUUUGGGCAAUUCGGUUUUUAGAUCUGUAUGCGCUGUAGUCACAGUCGUCACGAUGUCUUUGCUAAAUGUUCUUAAUAUCCGCAAUAGUUCACUGAGUUUUCGAACCCUCUCACCAGACGACUGUCUCGUUUCAAGGUACUAGAAUCGUCUCGCGUGUUGCUUCCCGCGAGAAAUGUGGGUGCAUUGCUGCAUAAGUCUAGUAGAAUGAACAAGAUUUUUCCCUCAGUUCAGCGGUAAGAGCAUUCACCCAGGUCCCGGUUGAAUGAAAUCAUGUUGGGAUAUUGCUUCUCUCUCUUCACGCUCUUGAUAGGCUAAAUACUGUUUCUUUUAAAGAAAAAUCGUAUGGCGCUUACCUAAAGUUAGAACUGGCCAACCGGACGGGUCAUUUUGAUAAUUAACAGACUAUUUUCUAAAGUUGUUGCUAACACCCAUUUCAGCCCUGCGAUGUCCUGACUAAUAGUGGAAUUCUCUUUAUGACUGGAGUGGUCUGGUUGACCAGUUCAAACUGACGGUAACGGCGCCCUUAGGCUUUGAUUGAUACGUGAAUAGUUUAAUUUUGGGUCAUUUCUUUUAGGGGUCAAACCUCAGAACAGCGAUAGGUACCAGUCCUUCAGUUGGAAUGGUGCUCAGACUGGUCACCAGCCAGGUAUUUGCCAAAUUAUUCUAGUGACCUUUGCUUCAGCUGUUUGAGGAGUUAGUUAGUUUGCAUUUCGCGAUUUUAUUGGCCUCUGUUGUGACGUCUCGGUCUUUUGUCUAAACAUAUACCAGUAUAGAGUCUUCUAAGCCAAUAACAUCACAUCUUUACUAACACACUACCGAUAACGUCACGACCUAAUUGACCAAGAGGUGAAAGAACAGAAUCCCCACACCAUUUACUAAUGAUACACUCUUUACUUUGACGCUGAUGAUGACUUCCGCGCAGUUUGUGGAAACAUCAAUCACUGUCACCAACAGUCCUAUUCUCAAGACUACACUUAAACGGACGAUCAUAUUUAAUCUACCUUUGACAUAACUCCAGGUUAAUAUCACGUGCUAUAAUGAUUUUCAUUAAAAACACUUUUUAAUUUAGCCUUUAUUGAACAAGCUUGUUCGGUCAAGGGAGCAGGAUAUUGGACUCUUUUUGCAUUUUUAUCGAGCUCGAAUUCGUCUAUAAAAACACAACAACAACAAAAACACCAAAACUUGGUCGAUAUCCAACGUUCUUGUUCACGCUUCGUUAGUAUCGCUUAUACAUUAAAUUGUACUUGUACUAUUGACUUUUCCAGCGACCAGACCAGCAACUGACAGCAGCGCAUCUGUCUUCAUUGCCUGUGUUUAGGACGGCACCAGCUCAGCAGCAGACACAGCAAGGACAAUCGUUCUAUAAUACUCAUCAGCCAGCUGACACGGCAGUGCAGGUGCGAUAAUAAUUUGGGUCCUUUUAUCGAGAUUACAAGUAACAUGGUUUAGCUCUAACGUCAGCAUUCAGUUUACAGUCAAACCAGGUGAAGCGUUCCCGUCGCUAACGAACUAAUAAAUUCAUUAACGGAAAAAUGAUUUCGUUUGUUGAUUCAAUAAUCCAUUCAUAAAAUGAACGAUCCAAUAUUCAUAUUUAGCCUCGAUUCCAUAAUCGAAUGUUGCUUCGAUUACUGUUUUUUGAAAAACUACACUUUUUUUUCUUCGAGUCGAGUGCGGGCGAGUUUAACCUGCGAUCAGGCGUUUUUUUUUAGGGAUAAUAGGGAGAGGGCAUGAUCUCAGGCUAGGGCGAGUUCUGAAGUUCAAACCCAAACAAACUGUUUGCAACGGACCUGACCUCUUAGAAAACACCAUAGUCAAACUGAGGUCAAUGUAUGUGCGGUGAUUGGUGGAUUUCGAUCCUCGGCCUUUGUCAGAUUUUUUUGCAUUUGCGGUCUGUCUAUUCAAGCUGUUCUUUUGAUUAAAGGCAAUUAAAAACGCAAUCGUAAACGGCAGGAAAAGGGAAGCAAAUACGAUUGAACUCAACAGACAAGAAUAAAGAACAGGUAGAUUUUGUUCAUAAACCAAAUCAAAAUUUAAUUAUUGAAUCGAGGUCCAAUUUGACUGUUGGAUUAUUCAUUUUAUGAAUGGAUUAUUGAAUCAACAAACGAAAUCAUUUUGCCAUUAAUGAAUUCAUUAGUUUGCUAGCGACGGGAACGCUUGACCUGGUUUGACUGUAACAUUCAAAUCCCUUCUCAGCGCCGCUCGCCUGGCACCUGGUAGGCUCAGUCUCCAGCCGAGGGUCUCUCGAUACGCCCGCGGUACUCCUCAUCCGACGGGUCGGGUUGGAAGUACCGCGGGCGCAUCUGGACCCUACUCACAGGGCGGGGUUGUUCACUGCAGGGUUAAGAUAACCCAGGGUUAGUGCAAAUAUAUGAAAGCUUAAAAAGCAACUUCAGUUUUAUUCUUUUUGUCUACAAUUUGAUGAUUUGAUGCUCUAAAAAGAAUCGAGAAAAUUAUUUGGAAAAAUUUUUUUGGACAGAAGAAAAAGAAACUCGGGUUAGCGCUAAUUGGCCUUCGAACAACUGGGCCCUGGUGAACCAAUACUUUUAUACAGUUUAAAUCAGUGAAUGGCAAUUUUCGCGUUUUGAUCAGCUCUCGUAACCCAGAAUAUCACUGGCUAUUCACUGUUUUGGGACAGGGGCAAAAAUGGCUUCUCGUUUCGAGACAGUUUCGGAAGACGAAAUUUUAGCGAUAAAUGAAGCAGCUUUACCAUCAAAUACCAAGAAAGCAAGGAAAUUUGGCUUGUCCGUGUGAACUGGUGAUAGAAAUUUUGUUCUUACCGAAUUUAUAACAAAAUCUAAAAAAUGAACUUAACAAAAUCCCAAAAAUUAUUGUAACAGCUGUCAGUUGGAACGUAAUCGUAUCAAAGCUCUUAAUACUAAGUGACUUCUUUUAGUUGCAAAGAUUACUUUUUCGUUUUUGUUAAGGGGAUCUGAUUUGGUAAAAUAAAGCACUAAACUCUCCCACUCAGGGUCGGUGCAUAGCGCUAGGUGUUCUUCCGGAUGAUUGCUCCGUGAGAACUGUUUAAAACUUUAAUAAAUCACAUCACGAAGACACCAACAGAAAAAAGGUGCUGAGCGAGCAAAACGACUAAAAAAGCUCGUAGUCUUAGACUAACAAAUGCGCAUGCGCGAGAAUCUCUAAGUUCACAGGACUACCACUAUUUUCUUGGGUGAAUCCACCACUCUUCAACUCCUUUGCGGAGAUAAUGUACAUAAUACUGUAAAGGUAUUAUUGAAAUAUAAUGGUAACCCCUUUCUUUGUUUAUUAUCAGACCCCUUAUGGUCUUCCUCCAAUGAAUGCCGUGAAAACUAUUCUACCACACUUUCAUUCUCUAUACAAUGCUGGACCAAAGACUGAACCAGUCAAGGAAUAUGUUCCAUUGGCGAACUUGUCAUCCCCAAAUGUAUCCACUCCGCCGGAGAGAGGGUGAGUGUACUUUAUUAUACAAGCAAUGAAAAGGAAAUACGAGUCCAAAAUAUAAUUGCGGGAAAAAGGCAGUUUCGUGACGUGUUUCAUGUUAUCAUUGCUUGUGCUUUCACUGGGUGCUUGGUUCCUUCCAUUUUACACCUGCUACACAACAAUGAAAGCAAGAGCCGAAACCACAAGAGGACAAAAAUUGUUAGUUUUUCUCCCGCUUGAGCUUAUACCUAAGUGUACCCUAGGUAGCAGACGCUUUUUCUCUUGUGCGGCGGGGUGCUUCGUUCCAGGGGCGAAGCUACCAGCGGCGAAGGCGCUUGUCACUGUUAAGACUGUAACAGGAUUAACUCAAACGAUUGGAAGGUCGCGUGCUGGAUUCCCUGAAACGGACGGCCAGUACUUAGGGUGUUAAAUAACUGAGGGAGAAGGUAGUUCCUUGCCAUGUAAACGACUGGAACUUCACUUGGAUCGGAUGACCACGUUGAAAUCACAGGCCCGUCCCCAAGUAGGAGGUGUAAAAACAGUGUCGUCAGUUAGCACUUGCGUAUUCUUGUAGACGUAUUCGAUUUUCGUGGACGGUUGCCCUUCCGUAUUGGCGGGAUACUGCUGAGCCGAGCCAGCGGCGUGUUUACAUUCUAAAAUAAAGUACGUUUUUUUGCGUUAGCGUAACUGGUAACCGCGCGUGAAAAGUCUUUGGCACCCAGGGUAUUUUAGUUGUUUCUUUGUGUCGUAAGUUUAAACCUGGAUGAUGCGAACAUAACAAAAGUACAAACACAAAUACAAAGCGCGGUUUUGCUUGCAUCGCACCGGUUCACUUGUAAGUGUCUUGCGUUGUACUUGUAAACUAGCCUUAUGUUUUGUUCCUCUUUCAGAAGCAUUGAAGCAGCUGGCAGUAUUCAAAUUCCUCCAGAAGUAAGCAUUGUUUGAAUUUUCUUAAAAAUGCACCAGAAGAGCUCGUUAUUUUUUUUGCCAGUGUCAAGCAACUGGCAUUACCAGUUGGCAGUGUCGCUCUAUUUAAUGAUGAGGCUCUCGGUGUAAUCUUGUACAGGUGAAGGUAGUGGGGCCCAAUACCACCAUUACUCUAUACCACACCAUACCAUAUUCUUUUACAGUCGAAUCAGGUAUUAGAAAAAUUUAGAUUUACUUGUACCGCAAACGGCAAACGGCAAACGGCAAUUUGUACCACGUCACCAAGGUUUUGCGUACACUUUUGUUGGUUAACUUUUAUGUUGUUGUUGUGUGCGUAUUGUUCAGUGUAUUUUCAAUCUUUUGUGUUACGUCAUUUGGUGGUUGCACCCGUUCACAACAGCAAGAAACUACCCCUCUGGUUUCCGCGUUGUAGGAGGUCUGGGUACCAGGUGGUUUUUGCCGUAUCAUUUGAGGACUGUUUUAUUCAUAUCGACUAAAGGUCAGUAAAUGUCUCUUUCAGGUCAGAGGAAAAAUGGAUAUCAGGGACUUAGCGGUCAUGGAUUAUCAAAUGAAGGUGCAAAAAUAAGUAAACUUCGUCACACUUAAGCGCUUUUGUUUCUGAGAGGUGUUCAGUAAACUACUUAGCUUUGUGAAUGUGAUUCAUGUCUACAAUCAUCGGCGACAAUUACAGUUUAGCUAGUUUAGGCACUUUGACCUUUAUGACACCUCUCUUUUUCACGACUCUAUCUACUUCAAAAAGGAAAAAGCAAACCUUCCUUCCCGAACUGAAGAUACCUAUGACCUAUAGUAAACAGAAAAACAAAGCGACUUUAUUUGGGGGCAGUGGGAGGGGGGUUAGGGUAGGGGUCACGACUGUUUUGUUUUCCAAGUAUGCCCCACUAUACGACGGUGUCUCAAAUCUUUUCAUGCGAAUUGUUAGGAAGUUAUCUUUGUUUUGGAUAUAUUUGUUAUUUAAAGUGUUGUAUAGGGUCAUUGCCAGACUUCUUGUUGCGCAGUUUACAGUCAGUGAAGUAAUGGAUUAUUCAUAGCCCCAAAUGUGAUUGUGAAAUGAGAUGAGGACGGUCACUGUGUUUGUUCACGUCUCUCAGUCAGAUUAGAUAAAAGCAAUAUGAGAUACGACCAUAAAAACGCACUUUAUUUUAGUGUCAGUGUAUUUAGUACGAAAGUACUAAUUGAUGGCGCUAUUUUUACGUCCCACUGGAGACGGGACCGCCAUUUUACGUGAUCAUCCGAGCCACGCGAAGGUCUAGCCAUUUGCAGGGCAAAGGAAUUACCUUCAUUUCUCAGUUAUUUUAAGACCCUGGGUGUUGGUCCGCGCCCGGGAAUCGAACCCAUGACCUCCAGCUCUGCAGUCAAGUGCUCUACCCCAUAAGGUCCUCCGGAAAAUUAACACGGGCCUAGUGCUUUACAUUCCGGUACCGAAUCGAUUGGACUAACCAGGUGGUGCUUCUGUCAUCAUUUGAAUGGUUACAUCUGCUAUAGGAUUUCGUCCACAGACUCAAGAGUUUAAUAGAACUAAACCGCUUUUAAGAUCGUCUUUGCGUGUGAAGGGAUUUAAUUUCAGUUAUUGCUUUACACUAAGCUAUGUUAUAUUUAUUGUAUUAACAGGAAGUAGAUCGCUAUAGAACAGCAAUGAGAAAGAUGGCAACAGAUCUCCUCCAUGUGCGAGAGGAUUGCAAGCGAUUAGAGGUAUGUACUCGCGUGCGCACACUGUUGGUUAACUAGUGCAAAAAACUCAAUCAACUCUCGCCUUACGGACGCCUCGUUUAUAUAAGCUAAAUUCCCGACAAAUGUUAGACUUUGACGUAAACAAACUUCAGAUAUAACGGAUUGUCGCUAAUGUACGGAGUGUUUUUUUUUUCUGUCCCAACACAAAAAUUUCCUCGUAACGGACACUGAGCUCCAUCUUUCAACACUUAAAAAAUAUUAGCUUGAGAAAACAGCCGACACCUCAGACGCCACCACUGGUUUCCUCGAGAAAUGAUGUCUGAGAAACGAGCGCAGAAAUUCCAUACUGAUGACGUGUCACUACCCAAAUCUGGGUAGUGCUUCUCAUUGGCCGUGCCGCGUGGGAAAUUUGUUUCAACCAACCAGAUGCCUACCAGAUCUCGGUAGUGACGCGUCAUCAGUAUGGAAUUUCUGCGUUCGUUUUUCAGACGUCAUUUCGCGGGGAAAGCAGUGGUGGCGUCGCGAAAUGUCGGCUGUUUCAUCCGUUUCUUGUCAUUAUUUUGUUUUUCGGCUGGUUUAGUUCAUUGUAAACAUACGUUACUUCUCUAUUGCACAUGCUUGUGGGAAAAUUCUUCUCUCACCUCAUAGUUACAUCGGAGCCUAGCUUGCAGUCCCGAGCGUCCAUAAUAUUUGUGAGCUGCGGAUGAGUGUAUCCGGUCUUUGUAACGUUGGUUGUACGAGUUCGUGCGAUCUUUAAACGAGUGGCCUGACGCUAAGCGUGGGUAAAAUGGAGAAGGUGACUGGGGUUAGGCGUUCAAAAUACGCUCAACCAACUCGCGAUUGAGGCUCGCGUGCGGAUCCAUGGUUUUGGCGCCAAUAUGAUCCGCUAAUGGUUUUCGAUGUCACUCCCAUAGCUACCGGUACUACUUCACCCCCCAAGAUCUUGAUAUUUUUCCUGUUUUUUUUUUCCCUUUUUCCUUUCUUUGCUUUCAUCUUCUCUAUCUUUUCGUGAACAGUUAUAUCAGACGCUUAUUUAAUAACCGAGCUUAAAUAUUGUGCAACUAUUCUCUAUUACUCCAUAGGAAGCCAACAGCAGGCUCCGGAGGGAACUGGGUCAGCAUGACGAGAUCUCCAGACUGAUGGUCAGUUCAAAAGACUUGGAUAAUGUAACUCAUACUGAGUUGGUGCAGAAAUUCGGUAAGUUAAAAUGAGUUCUACUUUUAUUGAAAAUCUAUGGUAAACGUCUUUUAUUUGACACGCCGGCUUUGUAACUGGAAACAUGCUGGAGUGGUAGUAGACCGUUCAUAGUUCCUUUUAUUCCCGUUAGAUUCGCAAGACCUUUGAGAUCGAGCGCUUUCUGUAACAGGUGGCCAUAUAGGGUGUUUUCACAUGACGUCACGGAGGCCAUAUUGGUGUCCCCAGACAAUGAAACGGCGGCCAUGUUGGUGUCCCAAACCAGUCCUGUGGGAGUUGAACUCUUUUCUUAUGCAAACGCUUUCUUUUGUUCCAAUAAAUUUGCAUAGUUGCUGGUCACGUGAGUGAAAACGCUCUAUUGGUUCCAGUUGUGAGUGUACCCUACCUGCGGGGUCCCGACACUUGCCCCCCCCCCCCCCCCCCCCCCCCUCCUUGGAUCACAACAGGCGCCGCCCCCCCCCACAAGCGCCUCGCCGUGCAACACGUUAAGAAAAAAAGGGGAGGGGAGAAGAAGUUGAAAGAGUGAUGUAUUAAUUUUUUUUUCAUUUCUACUUUCCUUUUUUUUUUUUUUUUUUUUAUUCAUAUAUACAAUGUAUACGAAUAGAGAACCCCCCCCCCCCCCCCCCCCCUCAGUACGUAUGAUAACAAGGAUGGCCGCCCAUUACAGCAAGUGCUCGAUCUUGACGAUCUUACGGAAAAAUAGGGGACUGUGAACAGUUUAGAAUGACAGGUUUGUAUCCAAUUUUUCAGCCUUUCAAUCCCUUUUAUGCUUUUUUUUGGUCUACUGAGAAAUAAGGCGUAAUAGCCAAGGGUAGAAACACCGCGUGUCAUUUCCUUAUCAGUAAAUUGUAACAUAAUGGCCCAGGUGCUGGACUUACGAAGACCUCCUCGUCAGUUGAAGAUGUCUCUACAAUGCUAAUGUUUCUCAAGAUGGCUUUGUUAAUCCGGGCCGAAUUCUUUCUAAUAGUAGAAAGUACUUUUUCCCCUUCGAGGAUUCUUACUUUAAGACGAUAAAUAAAGAGCAAAUGAAAGCGUUUGGGACAUAAAAGGAGACCCACGUAUGAUGUUUGUAAGUUAAUGAUAUGUGUUUUUUCCUUCCAUGAAAAGUUCUGCUGAAAAAGAAACUCGCAGAUGAAUCCUCGAAGAAACAGGAUUUGCAAACAAGGCUUCAGCAUCUUCAAAAUGACCUCAUCAUGGUAACGUUGCACGCACAACAUUAAUCAUUGCCUCCGUCGGAGGGUGUCUGUUAGAUUAUUUUUAUUUUAUCUUGUGGUGUGAUUUAGUUUUCACAUUGUUGUUCAUCUUAGCUGAACUCUUCCUUUAAAAGUUAUGUGUAAGGCGCUGUAUUUCCGCGCGAAUGUUUGUUUCUUUUUCUUGUUAAGGGAGAUUCGACUUUUAAGGGUUUAGUCACUCAUGCUAUUUUUGUCGCAGUUUUCAAACGCAAUAUUUAACGCGCCCGAGUUCGCAGUGAAUAACGCAAAGUAAAAUAUUCGCGAUUUACUGACCUUUCCCGCAAUCCGUUGCAAUGUACACACACAACAAUGCGAGGUCCAGGCUCGGAUGGACAAUUUUGUCCAGAUCUCUGUAUUUUGUCUACCCAAGCCUCGAGGUGGGUAAGGUCUAUUUGUGACUGCAAAAUCGUAGAAAUUUUGAACUGGUAACUUAGAAAAUUUGGGGGGCUGAGUAUCAUUGAGUUGCGGCCCAAACGGUGGUUUGGGGGAGCAUACGUCUGAUGCUUCAGACUUAAGAAAUUGUAACUUGUCUUAUAUUUUCACCCGAUUCGAGCAGAAAAUUUACUGUCUCAUAUCUUUUGAUUUGAAGUUGAAUGGCGUUACUAACCAGAUUUCGUAUUUUAACAGAAAAAUGAGAUGGAAAAAGAGUUUUUGAAGCUGCAGGAAGCGCACGAGGGCCAACAAGCACUUUUACAAAAAAUGCAGGUAAUUGAAUACACACAGAUAACCAGAUCAAGCUAACUUUGAAAACGCCUUCCUUUUCAUACUUAGCGUUUUUGAUUCCUAGAUUUAGAAGGAGCAGCGAUUUUCGUUAUAUAUGAAACCUAACUCGAUUGCCGCGUGUUCCGAGGCUGAGGAACGAAAUUAGUCAUUCUAAGCAGUUUAAGUGAUAUAAAUGUGGAAAAAGCUAUUACUGCCAUCAGACUUUGAAGUCACUGCGCAAGCCAAAGUACAAUCUGUACGAAGGCAUUAUAUUUUGACUUCUGUAGCUCAUAUAACACCUUUGUCUUAUUUGGUAGAGUAAGGUUCAGAAGUACAAGACCAUUCAAGAUACUUGCAAGAAACAAGAGAAAGUAAGAAAAAACCGUUUAGCAAUGGCAGCAUUUUUAAUAAAACGAAAGUUUCAACUCCUUCCUGAUCCAGGGGAAGGGUCUGGAAUUAAGCGCCUCCGAAAUUAACUUGUCCGGGGGGCAAAAUGCAAUGUAGCAAAUCAAGAAUACCAAGUUGGCUCUUCGGUUAAGUUACAGACUAGCUAAGCUAUUGGGAAGGUCGGUAAGCCUUUCAGAAUGUUGUGUUGAGCCUUGAAUGGAUUAGCUUCAGAUCCAGGGAGAGACGACGUAACUAUAGUGAUCCGAUUAUAUCCUUGGUUAAAAAAUAAAUAAAUAAAUAAAAGAUAACGUAAGUAAAAUUUAUACCGAGAAUGAAAUUGAUCCACAGCAUGAACGCCUACCUGCGUGAGAUUAAGCACAUCGCCCACAUGAAACAGAUUUGAUCUAACCUUUAAUUUGAUGCACGUGAUGCUCUUCACUUCAGGUUAUAGUUCAGCUUGAGCAGCUUUUAGCCAAACAUGGAAAAGGCCCGCAGUAUAACGGUGGUAUGUUGGACUUUGACUUUGACUUUUAUUAAGGGCCCAGGGGCCCGUUUCUCGAAAGUCCCGGUAACUUUACGGGCCCGAAAUCAAAUAUUCAAAUCGAAAUAUAAAGAAUAAGAGCGCGGGUCCUGGCUAGCAAACUACUCCAUUUUGUUUCAUUAACUGACAGUUUUAUCGUGUUAGAUGCAAAACUAUUGAAACCUCGAUCUUUAAUGUAAACGGAGACAGCUUACCGGGCCCGUUAAUUAUCGGGAUUUUCGAGAAACGGGCCCCUGGAAAUAGAGCGCUCGCCCUACGUGAUAAAUAUUUCGUGCUAUAUAUCUCGAAACAAGAGAUAUAUGUCAGUAAUGUUGAAAAUGAUAUUUGUUAUUUUUCUCUGUGUUAUUCUUUGAAGAAAAUAAAGACACUUACAGAACUCUUAGUGAACAAAACAUCAAACUGCAAGCGGAAGUCAUGCAGUACAAGGUACACAGAAAAAAACCACCAGUUUAGUAUUAUUUCGUUUUAAUAUCUCGUGGACAAACUGGUAACCUUGUAUUAAAACUCUUAAUUACGUUUAAAACAGUUUGUUACUGUUCAAACAUGCCUUCUUUCUUCUCGUAAUAACGAGUUUCAUUUCGUUGAAAUGUUUUCUUCACCGAACAAAUUCAGUCAGUGACGCAAACAGUGCCGAAGAGUCUGCAUGUUUAAUCACUAGCAACUUUAUCAGUUAACUAAAAAAGUAAACUAAACUGGCAUUUUAUUGGUUACGUUUUACACUUUGAAAAGUGAAAAUGAGAAGCUUAGCCUUUGAAGUGCUGCUCUUGGUAAUUUUAGUUCCAAAGUGAACUACGACAGACGUUGUGGUCCUGACUUGUUGGAAUUAAAAUGAAAUUAUGUGUUAUUGCAGAAGCAUUGUAGUCUCUUUUAAAUGAAACCUUUUCAGCAACACUGAAGAGCAUGUUGCUGUUUGUUUCUUUUUAAUUCGGCAAAAUGAAAUAAUUUUGUUAUCUUUAGCGCGGUCAAGUAACCACCCAAAACGACUCGAUAGUCUUUGUGGUCGCCUUCGAAAGCCGCCGACUAUUUUAAUGCAUUGUCUGGAAAAAACUGAUUUUGGUAUUCGAUUGGAUAGACGGGUCGCCUGUUAGGGUUGGUAGAACGUGAAGAUUCGGUUGUACUUCUUUUUAUCCUUGAGAAAGGUUUGACUGCAACUGCCUCCUUUCUUUUGUUACUUUGUAGGAGUUGCUGAAGACAGCUGAAGCGAAGCAAAAGCUACCAAGGUACACAGUCCCAGUGACAUGUCUAAGGAAGGGGCAAGAGUCCCCCUCCCCCUCCCUAUAUUUGGACAAAAAUAAGAGGACUGAAUACUUCGUUUCGACCAGAGAUUGGUUGUGCUACUACUCCUGUCCCUCAUUCUGUGUAAUAUCUGUCGCUUUUCUUAGCAAAUUCCAAAACUGUCGAUGUCUUGCAAAUGUCCACGUGUAUGAGUUUACAUCAUGAUUGGAAUUAUAAUAAUCUCGAAGUACUUAUUGUACAAUCUUUGCCCUCGAGGAGCAGUGUUGUUUUCCCUUCCGGGCUCCUAGCUUAGCGUCCGGUGCACUGAUUUUAUUCAAAUACUUUUACAUCGAUUUUUAGGUACCAAUAUUUUUCUUUGUUUUUCUUACUUCUGGUUAAAAUUUCGUUCAAGAAAAUCCCAUCGUUCCGAAAAGCUGCCCCUGGGUCGCCGAUGUUUACAACAUACUUUUAAAAACAACUGUUCUAAAUUGUGGACAGGACGUUUACUAGCAUAUAGAAUCCGUAUAAUUUAACUUUUUAUGGCAAAUAUGACUUUACAAAGAAGGAAACCGGGAGAAACUGUCUACCGCACGAGUUACUGCAGCUUGCGAACGGGUUUUUGACUCACGGAUAAGGAUUAAGCCUAUUCCAAGUCGAACCCCCUUGUCGAGAACUUACUCGUUGGUAGCUCGGUGGGGGGACAUCCAUGCUAAGCCUGUGACUGAAGCAUCGGAAUGCUGCACGGAUUAGUCGGCACAUCUCCCAGUUAUCUGUGAUUUUCCUUUUGCAUUUCCGUCCGGGUCUAAAUGACAUUUUACUUUUGUUUCAGAUCUCCCCCUGACAAGCAUGUGGCGAGUGUAAGUCAGGGAUGAAAAUUUAUUUAUUUGUUUGUCUUAGGAAAUUAACCUUAAUUCUCGCAUUUACUGUACACUUUUUCCAUGGCUACGCUACGCAAGGCUGUCCCGAAGCCGUCGGUUCUGUUGGCCGGUGCGCCUCUCCAGAAAAUUUGGACAGACUAAGGGACACAACUUAGCAUCAGGAUUUCUGCGAUCUUGUGUAGACAGUGAGACAGACCUUAGACUGCGAGCAGUCUCUCUUUUUCUUCAGAUUUAGUAAGGGGAGUGCACGCGCGCGCGAGCGUUGAGCGGUGAAGCCGCGAGACGCGAGAAACGAGGGCGGCGCGUGGUCAUUUGCGUGUCUUGGGCGUUUUGCUCGACGGUCCAAGAAAAAAGAGAGACUGCUCGUAGUCUAGACAGACCUAUGCUAGCUUUAGUGACUGCCUUUGGAAACCAUCCCCCUAUCCAAAACUAUCUCACGUCACCCGAACAAUCCCUCGUUCCCAGUAUCGUAAGCUUCUGGAGGGGUAAACUGUGUCUUUAAUUCCUGUAAGGUUUUCGUGCUAUUUAUGAGAAGUGUAUUUUUCUAUCGUUUUUGCUGCUUCUAUUUUGAUGACGUUAAACUGGGGGAUAAUGCAUAAUCACACAUAACCGUGUUGAUUUCGCACUUUUUACUUUAAAAUAAAGAGAAAUUGCAAUUGCUGUGUAUUUUGUUUGGCAGAACGGCCCAAUGUCCGAUAUGGAACGCCUUGAACUGUAUGAAAAACUGGAGAAAGCCGAAGGCCGCAUUGUUGCACUAGAAAAACAGGUAUGUUGUAAAAUGGUGGCGAAAACAAGUUUACCGGGGCACUCGGCCAGCAAGAUUUCAAGAUUAUCCUCAAGUUAUAUUUUUAAAUAUCACAAAUAUACACCUGGUAAGAACAAAUUCUACGGACACAAACAAGUUUAACACAACAUUUAUUUCUCAACUGAGAAUAUCUGCAACUGUUGAAGAGCUUAUUGUCAACAGAAAUUGUUUCCGUGUUCUUGAAGGAAACGUAAUAAACAAAAUUAAAUGGUGGUACGUCAUAAGGGGAAGCCGGAGCACCCGGGGAGGUAUCUCUUAGAGUGAGACUGAGGAGAAGUUAGACAACAACCUCAAUCCGCAUAUGCAAGCUUCGUCUCUGGAAUUCGAACCUGGGUCGUGAUAGUGGGUGGCAAGUCAGCUCUCGCUAAUGCGCCGCUCUUGCUCCCCAUGUCGGAAUCAUACUCGAAAUGCAAACCUCCCAGUUACAGGAUUACUAAUGUCUCAACCUUUUUCUUACUUUUUAGUUGGCUGAUAAUGUGAGAAAAUGGGCGAAAGACAAAGCUGAUUUACAGGUAAUUAGAAAUUCCUUGUUUUCUAUUCGUCUUAAAAGGCAGGUGCGAAGAGCGUUACUGGGAAAUGUUGCCCCCAGCAUAUGGGGCUGAAAUGUUCCUUCGGAAGAAGCCAUAAAUUCACUAAUGAUUGCUAAACUAAAGUUCGCGGCAACCAUGUUGGCUGUUCGCCUUGCUGGAAGCUUAUUCAUAAAAACAACAGGGAGCUUCAACGACUGCGACGGCUAGGAAAACGUCACGUCACUUCAAUUAAAAAGUGAAUUCGCGCUGCCUCAAACUUUAUUGCGCAUACUCCAUCUCGUUUAAUUAGUCAGAUGUUGACAAAUUUUUUUGGAGUUAAAUUCUAAAGGACUGUAUACAGUAAUUGUUGAGCGAAAGAAAAAGAAAGCUGUUGUCUUUUGUUUACGUUCUCGAUCAGUCGUCGUCGGUUGCUUAAGCUCCAAUAACGCUUGCCAUCUCUUCCAUUUGUAAGUAGAUAUUUCGGUUAAUUUUGCUUUUCCUUUGUUUUAGGGUAUGGUAAUGAAUGCUAAUGAAUUUGAAACAAAAGAAAGACAAAAAUUACCUAAAAUAAGAAAUUAUACCUGCAACAUAUACGUGUUGGAUCACAGUCUCUUGUGUGGCGGGGCUGCUUUUCAGUACAGCUGCUUGUGGUGUCGUUAAAUCCUGUGAUAAAGUAAUUAUUUUCUUCUUGCAGGUGAAGUUAAAUGAAAGUGUCGUAGGUCAGAAGACAGGAUUCAAGAACUCGUAUUCCUCUACGUCAAUCGACAUCCUAGACUGGGUUUGUAAGAGUUACUUGCUUUUAAACUUUGAUAUGUAACUAACCAAUCGAGAAAAUCAUUUGUGAUUUUGUACAGGGGUUAGCGAUUAGUAACGAUUUGUUUACUUGCUUGUUUUGUUCACAGCACAAUGGCCCAAAACCACCAUCACCGGCGAGACCUUUGGGUCCUCGUAGACCUUCUCCGAAGCUUGAUCCUUUAGAGAGAAGAUAGCAACUAGAGCCUUUUGAAACCAUCAGCGAAUUGCCUGAAUCCCAAACAAGGGCUGGGCUAGAAGACGGUUUAUUCGUCUCUAUCAUAACGCUUUGUUUAAUACGAUUUUCUGAGAAUAAUCAAACCGAUGAGGAACAGUUGAAUGAACCGAAACUAACGAUCAACUGUUACAUCUGUACUAGGUAAUUUAUCACUCUGCAAUUGUUCUGGUCUGAUGUCCCGGGUUACAAGUGCGAACGCCUCUUUGAAUUUUUACCAAGUUUUGUCAAAGCUUGUCACUCCUCAGUAGCACUGUGACAUGGGGCUCAGCUGGUUUUGUCAAACGUCACGAAGACGAACCGUCAGUCAGUCAGUCAAUUUUAAACGCGAGUCGGGUACGCUAUAACCUGAGAAACAGCCGACAUUUCGCGACGCCACCACUGGUUUUCCCGCGAAAUUCCAUACUGGGUAGUGUAGCCUGAGUAUCAGGCCUUCUUAAGGGGCUAUGGUAGAGGAGAUUUUAGAUGAGGGAGGGGGGAGGGGAGGAGAUAUCUCUCCUUCAGCUCUCUCCCUUUUUCGCUUUCAUCUUUCCCCUUUUCCCCCAGAAACGCCUGAUACUCAGGCUAGCUAGUGCUUCUGAUUGGUCAUACUGCGUGGGAAAUUUGCUUUAACCAGUCAAAAGCACUCAGACCUGGAUGGUGACGCAUCAUCAGUAUGGAAUUUCAGCGCUCGUUUCUCAGACGUCAUUUCUCAGGGCUGUUGACUGUUGCCUGACUAAAAAUGAGGUGUACUGUUUUCUCCUCCUUCCUGAAACGAGGUAUAACUUUGUAAUGUCGAAAGCAAAAGCUUCAAAUCGUCCAUACACAACCCGGCGCCUCAGUUUUGAAAUUUGGGAUUAAGCCUGGUAAUUUCCUCGUUCAUCCAUGCGUUAUGUACAAAGAAUAUAAGUUAUUUAUUUUCAUUAACUGGUAUUUGAGUGAGGUAUCAACAGUUGUCGAGUUGCAGUUCGUUAAUAAGCAUUUAACGUAUGCUUAAAUAAGGUUAAAGGUGCUGAAAGAAAAAGAUGCGGUGUCAUUUCUUAACAUUCGCAUUUCCUCUGGCGUAUUUGUUUUUUGUAAAUAUUGUACGAAACAAGGAUGCUGUAAAAAAUUGCUCGCACGAAGUUUUAUUAGGUAUUAAAACA
This is a messenger RNA of Porites evermanni, 30375 nucleotides long. NCBI's taxonomy places the organism in Eukaryota, Metazoa, Cnidaria, Anthozoa, Scleractinia, Poritidae. The record is from the annotation of a GenBank genome assembly.